Messenger RNA from Colletotrichum scovillei, 2087 nucleotides. RefSeq names its product phosphatidylinositol-specific phospholipase C. Bases 939 to 1994 code for a protein of 351 amino acids. NCBI's taxonomy places the organism in Eukaryota, Fungi, Ascomycota, Sordariomycetes, Glomerellales, Glomerellaceae. Gene Ontology annotation, biological process: lipid metabolic process. The record is from RefSeq and is a predicted model, not a curated record. The transcript has a single exon. Gene Ontology annotation, molecular function: phosphoric diester hydrolase activity.
AGCUUGGCACAGUCGUACACGAUGCUGAUAUGUUCGUGAUGGAUACAAACAACUUGCUUCACGUUUCAACCACUUUUCAAGUUCACAGAGCGCUUCCCCCAAUGUCAGGAUAACCCCUAUAAUCUCAGGGGCAACCCGCAAAAAAGAUGGUGGAGCGCUUUGAGCCGCCCGCGUCCCGCCCGGAGGCAAAGGCAAUUCCGGAACAACUUUGGUGCGGUCUUCGAUUCAUUUUCAUGCGGCGCACGUGGGCCCUUCCAAAGGUCAGCCACGCCGCGGACGUCCAACAGGGAGGAAACCAGUGACGUGACGUUCGGCUAAGCUCUGAGGCUCACUCUCACUCUCACUCUCAUUCUCGCUUCUCACUCUCGAGUCUCCCUCAACAGUGAAAGCAUCUGAACCUCACAUGUCCGCGCCCCGUCCCCCUCCCUGAACCUUCUCUUUUUCUGACUACUUUCUUGGAGAGAGUGUGUGGGAGAAGUUACGUGUGGGAGACUCGGUUUUUGUUGUUUGUACAUCAUUUCUUCUACUUCUUGUGUACCUAAUUGGACGUCGUUUCAAAGAACCGAGUCUCGGGCAUAUCCCCCUUUUCUUCAACGGUUCCAACAAGACUUUGCUGCCGAGCCUUGCGGUGGGGACCCUCUCCGUGCCGGUGUCCUGCAGAGCACCGCACCGCGAGCGAGCCAGACAAGGUGCCAGGAGCUCCGUCAUCCGCGUCUCACCCGAGAGAGGAGCCUCAUCCGUGCAUCGCGGACCUCUCGGAUCACACCCCCCCCCCGUCCGCGUCUCUGCAUCUCAGUACAACCUCACUCAUCCCGCUCACUCGCUCACUCACCUCAAACGAGUGUGUGUAUCACUUACUCACUCACUUACGCGUGCCUUGUAUCACACACUCUCACACACACCCCCGCGGUUUAUAGACCGCGGUGUAGCCUCACAAGAUGCGCUUCCACUGCAUGCCCCUCCUCUACGUCCUCUCCUUCUUCCUCCUCGUCUCGGCCCUCUUCUCCGUCCUCCUCUCACUAGCCCCCUGCUUCGUCAAGUCCAAGAACCACUGCUACCGCGGCUAUGAAUCCCACUACUCCUUCGACGUCGACAAGGCCGACCACGCCGAAUGGAUGAAGGCCAUCCCGGACGAGGCCAACCUCACCUCCCUCUCCAUCCCGGGCACCCACGACACCCUCACCUACGACCUCACCAACCAGGUCUUCCAAUGCCAGAACCACAACCUCUCAGCACAGCUGCACGCCGGCAUGCGCUACCUCGACAUCCGGGGCCGCCUCGUCAACGACUCCAUAGAGAUCUACCACGCCUCCAUGUACACGGGCCACUCCUACACGGAGGUCCUCCUCACCCUCUUCGACUUCCUCGACGACCACCCCAGCGAGACCAUCGUCAUGCGCCUCAAGGAGGAGGGCAGGCCCCUCGGCACAAACAGCAUGACCUUCGAGGACGCCUUCAACUACUACCUGCACAACUCCACCGCCACCUCCCCCGGCGCCAAAUCCCACUUCCGCAAGCACAACCCGCGCAAGCCCUACCCGACCCUCGGCGCCCUUCGCGGCAAGAUCUUCUUGCUGCAAAACUUCCCCUCAAAGGGCCCCGAGAGCCCGUACGGCGUCAUCUGGGAGUCGGCCGACAUGGUCCUGGAGGACCUCUGGAUCAUCCCCAGCGUCGAGCAUCUCUACAUGAAGUGGGAGGCCGUCGAGAACGCCCUCCGCCGCGCCGCCACCGCGAAGCCGCACGCUAACCGCGUGCUCUACCUCGCGCACCUGAGCGCCAGCGUCGGCGUGCUGCCCAUCGAGGCCGCGGCGGGGAACCUGAACCGGACGGUGGCCGGCAUUAAUGACCGCACCGGCGACUGGCUCGCUGCGACGGCGGACCGGGGGGAUAGCGGGAUGACGGGUAUCGUGAUUAUCGACUUCCCCGGCAAGGAGCUGGUGGAUCUGGUGCUGGCGCGGAAUAGACCGCUAACGGACCGGAGUGCCGAGUUGUGAAAUGCCCCAAAUGUAGAGCUAGAGUAGACUCUCACCCCCGUGGCGGAUAUUUGUCGUAUAUCAAGCGUAAUACCAUUGUUCUUUGAUACUUCA